UAUUAAUAGGUCGGCUCCUCUAUAGGUAACCUCGCAUGGCAUGGAUGGAGUUCGCCCCGUAAACCGUUACAGAAUCCGGGGAUUGCAUGACGCGAGCCCCCAAAACGAUAAUACCGCCGACCCGGACAGCCCAACCCUUCCUUUGCAGCCAGCUGAGCCAGGCCCUUCCACACCCUACGAAGGACAAAAGCAGACCACCGUACCCCGGAUAUUCCCAAAGUCUAACCCCAGCCCAGUCAUCAUCAGCCUACGAGACUAACCCCAGUCAGGCCAACCGGAAAGGACCCAAAUGAGGGGAAGGGGACGGCAAAUGAUUCUGGCCCGAUCACGGUGACGAACCUCGGGUAUCGACGCAUCUGAAAGGGAGGGCUGACCAGCUCGUUUUCGUGGGCGGGCUCCCUCCUUUUUCUUUUCCCCCUGCGUCGGAUCUCCCCGCGGGGGAGAAGCGAGAUGAGAUCACGAUCAUCCGCCUGGUCUUGCAGGACUGGACUGGACUGGACUGGGCCAGCAGAGUCCGUGUCCCGUUGGGGUAAGAUUGGCUGCGCAGGGAUAUGAUUCCCGAUCGACACGGCAACACACUGCUGACCGACCGUGUUGUCCGACUGAAGAGGACCGUAGUCCCAUGUUUCUGGACCAUAUGUACGCUGUUUGUGUUGAGG
Aspergillus sclerotioniger CBS 115572 is the source of this 659-nucleotide messenger RNA. RefSeq lists its product as uncharacterized. The transcript has a single exon. NCBI's taxonomy places the organism in Eukaryota, Fungi, Ascomycota, Eurotiomycetes, Eurotiales, Aspergillaceae. The record is from RefSeq and is a predicted model, not a curated record. The coding region runs from base 87 to 293 and encodes 68 amino acids.